This is a messenger RNA of Pediculus humanus corporis (human body louse), 252 nucleotides long. RefSeq lists its product as uncharacterized. The record is from RefSeq and is a predicted model, not a curated record. NCBI's taxonomy places the organism in Eukaryota, Metazoa, Arthropoda, Insecta, Psocodea, Pediculidae. The transcript has 2 exons. Bases 1 to 252 code for a protein of 83 amino acids.
AUGAAAACGGGAACGAGUGUUUUAGUUAUAUUAUCGGCGUACGUUUGCGCCGUUUUCGCCGCGUUCGAUCAAUGUCCGAUCGAUGCAAAAUGUUGUCCAUUAGAAUCCGGACAAUGUUCGAUCGAUUCGACUCACUGUUUGUUAAAUAGUAAUUGUUCGCCAUUUAUUACAAUGAGAUCGACAGAUGAUCAUUUUUCAACGAGUAGUAGAGUUUUGAAUCCUUUCUUAUCAUUUACUGAAAUAAGUAAUUAA